This is a messenger RNA of Argiope bruennichi, 585 nucleotides long. RefSeq lists its product as uncharacterized. The transcript has a single exon. The record is from RefSeq and is a predicted model, not a curated record. The coding region runs from base 1 to 585 and encodes 194 amino acids. Gene Ontology annotation, molecular function: zinc ion binding; nucleic acid binding. NCBI's taxonomy places the organism in Eukaryota, Metazoa, Arthropoda, Arachnida, Araneae, Araneidae.
AUGCGUUCUGGCGACUUGCUGAUUGAGAUUAAUUCACGAAAGCAAGCCCAGAACAUACAAAAGUUAAAGGCUUUGGCAACUAUACCAAUCAAGGUAUACCCACACACAUCUUUAAAUACAUCAAAAGGUGUUAUUACAUGUGGAGAGAUUUUCAACUUGCCUGUAGAUUUAAUUACCGAGGAAUUAAAAUCGCAAGGUGUCACACAUGUCCGCCGUAUUACCAUCCGGCGAGAUGGACAAACUCUUGAGACUAAACAUCAUAUACUUACUUUUAUGCCCCCUAAACUCCCGGACUACAUAUAUGCUGGUUACAUUAAGCUUCCCGUGAGACCAUACAUACCGAAUCCUCUCAGAUGCUUUAAAUGUCAGCGUUUUGGGCAUUCGAAAACAAACUGCCGUGGGACAGUCACUUGUGCCCGCUGUGCUGAGAAAGGACAUGAGAGCCAGGAUUGUUCAGCACCAGAGAAGUGCGUGAAUUGUAAAGGCGAACAUACGUCCUUCUCCCGCUUAUGCCCACGUUGGAAAAUCGAAAAACAAAUUACAGCAACUAAAAUUAAAGAAAAUAUUCCAUAUCCUGAGGCUUGA